Molecule: messenger RNA, 480 nt
Organism: Eutrema salsugineum
Lineage: Eukaryota; Viridiplantae; Streptophyta; Magnoliopsida; Brassicales; Brassicaceae
Source: RefSeq, a predicted model, not a curated record
AUGAGUGCUUGCGCUUACCUUAAGCAAGGAAGCGUAGAAGUGACGGUACGGAUCCAAAUGGAAGAGUCCAAAAAUAUAUUCCAAGAGGACAAGUUGUUGAGUGCGCAAGUGAAGUUGAAAGGAGAUGAGUAUCUGCCAAAAGAAUGUUUUAUCACAAACCUUAGAAUAGAGACCAAAGAGUACUACAUAUUAAGAUAUUUUAUAAACUUUUUUGAGAAGAAAUACAGUCCAUAUCUUCAUUUUUUUGUUAUUAUAUUUAUGUAUACAUAUACAUAUAUAUAUAUAUAACUAAUAUGGGUACAAUGAAAACAGAGUGAGUGGAGAGGAAUAAGAGAAGUUACAAUGUCCAAAACAAAGGAGCAGAAGAAGCGUAAGAAAGGCGCAGAUGUCGUCGAUAAGAUCCAUCGAUGAGAUCUUCUCAAGAUUUGGAAUUUGUCCAUUUUGUAUUAUUACCACCCAACGUUAAAAAAAAGGAGAUAA